Molecule: messenger RNA, 687 nt
Organism: Fimicolochytrium jonesii
Lineage: Eukaryota; Fungi; Chytridiomycota; Chytridiomycetes; Spizellomycetales; Powellomycetaceae
Exons: 2
Coding region: 125-568 (147 amino acids)
Source: RefSeq, a predicted model, not a curated record
GUUAUAGAUAAGAAACGGAUAAACGAGGAGGCCGUGUUGGCAAAGCGCCUGCAGGUCAGCCUGCAGGUUGAGAGAGAAGCAGAAGAGCCUGCAGGUUGAGAAAGAGAAGCAGAAGACACUGCGUAUGCAACAAGGACCAGCCAGCAGAUCUGCAAGAUACACUGCUGUGGGUAUUACCCUGAUCUUUCCAACCCUCAUUUUGAUUGCCUGCAUGUCCGCAGGAUGGGAAAAGGAAACAACAUGGUGGUCACCAGAAUUCUGGGCGCUUUUUCUCACCUCGCUCUCGACCGCCCUUGGUAUAUUCACGGGCCUCACCGUCAUACGCGUCGCCCACGACAACCCUCAGCAGUAUGUUAGGCUUCUUUGGGGAUAUCAGAAAUGCUUUGGCAAAGAUGCGCGCGGUAUGGUGUUGCGGAGGGUAUGGAGAUGGAGAUGGAGGAUGAUUAGCGCAGGCCUGAAGUAUAUCAAGGAAAUGCUACAUAAAAAUCUCGAAUUACAUAUCCCCCUUGGUCUCCAUCCCGCAAUUUUGUUAUCCCCCAGCUGUCCACUUCCCAGCGCUAUGGGAUGAAUGUAUACUGUGAAGAUAUUGGAAAACCAAAACGGAGCACAACCCUGUUGUCACACCACGUGAGUCUAUGUCAUGUGCGAUGGGGCUAUAUGAUAUGCUUGUCUAUUUGUAAGUUACAG